Messenger RNA from Acomys russatus (golden spiny mouse), 1612 nucleotides. RefSeq lists its product as uncharacterized. Gene Ontology annotation, biological process: positive regulation of Rho protein signal transduction; phospholipase C-activating G protein-coupled receptor signaling pathway. The record is from RefSeq and is a predicted model, not a curated record. Gene Ontology annotation, cellular component: membrane. Gene Ontology annotation, molecular function: G protein-coupled receptor activity. NCBI's taxonomy places the organism in Eukaryota, Metazoa, Chordata, Mammalia, Rodentia, Muridae. The transcript has 2 exons. Bases 266 to 946 code for a protein of 226 amino acids.
CUCACCUUUACAAUGAAAAGUUGCUGCAAAACUAGAGUGCCAACUUUUCCACAUUACACAAAAAAACACUAAGAGCAGUGAUUCAGACAUUUCUUGUGAAAUCUGCUUUAGAAAAUUCAUUGGCACAGCUAUUAGCUGAACAGUGUUCCCCUGGCUUACAGUGAAAUGCAGCCCAGAGAACAAGAAAUAUAAACAAAGUUUGCUCUGCUUCUGUUUACCUCCACCAACCCCUUGGGCAGUGUACCUGGUCAGAUUCUUCAUCAUCAUGAAUCCUGCCCAACUUCACAUUUUUAAAAAACGAGACCAUAUGAAAGCCCUCCGAAGGUACCUGGUAUUCAAAUACAUCCAAUAUCUAGUCCUACCUUCUCCAAAUAUCAUCAUCACCCUACUGGGAUUGCUUGCCAGUCUGUAUGUCAUGCUAAUAUUAACCUUUCCUUCUGUAUCCAGAAAAUCCACUGUGGUGUUUAUUAGUGGCAUAGCUCAGGCAGACAUCUUAGUUGGCUGCAACAUUUUUUCUGCCAUUACAGCAGGUGUGAUAAAGAGUGAACUGUCGUCAGCUCCUUUUCAAUCAGCUUUGGGGCAGAACUUCCAAAUUGCAAAUGUACAUGCCAGUUCCCUUUUACUCAGCUGUGUUAGCCUUGAGGCUUUUUUGAUUACUUUUUUUCCAGUAGAGACACGCAACAUAAGGAAUGUUAGAUGUGCAAAAGUCACUUCUAAGAUCAUCUGGGCUGCUGUAAUUACUGAGUGUUCCCUUUAUCAGCUUGAGUGGGUCAAAGGCCUUAACAUCUCAUAUCUUGGCAUUCAUAGGCAAAUUCAGCUAUUGAUGAAUUUCUGUUAUGAAGCCACAGCACUGCUGAAGUUACUUAUUUACCCUAUUGGAGUUCUUCUAAGAAUCUUCAAUGUAUAUCUUUUUUAUAAAAUAUAUUUCCGAGACCAUUAUAGUUAGUUUCUUAGGAAUGUGAGAUGUGGUGCCCAGCUGUUUGGUCAAACCCUCAUGUUUAUGGUGCUGAGAAGACAUUUUAUAGAUGUGAUUAACUUUUAAUUUAUUAACAUUAAGAAUAAGAGACUAAUAUCAGUAAUGUAGAUGAACCUCAUCUAAUCAGCUGAAGGCCUUGAGAACAAAAAGCAGGGUUUCUGGGAAAGGGAUACUGCCUGAAGACUUGUAACGCGAGUUCCAAGCUGCUGUCUGCACUGCGUAUUUCAGCAUCAAGACUACAGCACCUGUGUUCCUGAUGGUCCAGCAUGGUGGCACCACCCACAGAGUUUGAACUCUCUAGCUCUGAAAAAUCAUGUGAGACAGUUAAAAGAAAGAGAAAAUACAACCUGCUCAGUCUGUAUAAUACUACUUGUAUGUAUGUUUCAGGGCUGUUAACUUAGUAUUGGAUAACCAAUUGGUGUGCUCCUCCCUGGGGGAGACUAUUUCUUCUGCUCUCAGCAUUGCUUAGUUACCUGUAGUUCUUUGUCGGGGGUUGGUCAUCCCAUGAGAUUUCCUUCAUCCAUGUUAGCAUGCCUAUUGCUGUCAUCAUUAUUUAGGUGUGUUUAGACAGCCAUGUUGGGGAAACUUCAUAGAUGCAGUGUCUAGCAAUCCUUGGAGAUCCAAUAUUACAGAAAA